AUGCCUACCAUCACCAGUACUAGCAGCAGCAGCAGCAGGAAUGGCGCAAAUGGAGUUCCAAACGAAGAUGGCCCAGAAGAAACCGCCAACCAAGCUUCUAUUGGGGCUCCUGAGGAGGUUGGGGAUAUAAAAGACAAGCUUGGUGAAAGUAGUACUCAACAGGAUGUCCGGGAUUCCGAGAAUAGUAGUGAAGAAUUAUCACUAAAAAUCUACGAUGGAGACAAUUGGGGACCAGAUUCUCCCUCUACGGGUAAGGGCAAGAUUCUUAAGAGGGGAAAAAGGAGACAAGAAAAUCAUGAUCUUCCACCGCUUCAGAUUGCCGGGAUAGUCGCGCCGAGCAGGGAAAAAAUCUUAAGAGAUAGGGAAUCUUCCAUUACCCAAGAAGAGUUACACACGGAUAUCUCUGAGAGGAUACAUAGAGGAGGGAGGGGGGGAGGGGGAGAAAUAACUAAUCCGGGAGUACAGAGGAACGAAAAAGUGGCCCGUUUCGAGAGAGAAAGUACAGACCACUUCGAAGCAGCAUGGCGUAAACGCCCGGACGUACCGACAACCGAGGAAUUGCUGAGCGAAGUCGUAGAUCUUCCAACAAAUUGCAUUGACGGCGCUUUUGACAGUGUCGAUGAUUACCUUGAAACACACUACGAACUUCUGAGGGAGGAUGCGUUUGCAUGCCUUAGAGAUGCCGUUUUACUUAUGAAGAGUGAUCCAAAUACCGGGGAUACACAUGAUGUCUCCAUUUACGAGGAUGUUCGUGUACUUGGCCUAACAUUCUCAAAAAUGGGAAUUGCCACUAAGGUAUCAUUUUCUACCAAUCGUUCAGGAAAAAAUAUUCCUUGGGCGCACUCAAAGCGACUGCUUCCUGGUACACUCGUAUGCCUCUCGCCCGAUAACUUCCAAACAGUCAAAGUGGCUACUGUUGCAGCCAGACCUUUGUGCGGGCUUGAAAUGAACCCCCCUGAAGUUGAUCUACUUUUCAACGAAACCGAACUUGAGAUUGAUACAGAAAAAGUCUUUCUCAUGGUGGAAUCACGCAAUGGAUAUUAUGAAGCAUAUAAGUGGACUCUCAGGGCGCUGCAGAGGAUGACAGAGCAUAAUUUUCCCUUACACGAACAUAUAUGCUUCCUUAACAAAAACAUUCCACCGCCGCGUUAUGUCACGCAAAAACCAUUUCUCAAUCUCGCCCCGAUAUUUCCAGAUAUACCGGAUAAGGAACCUUUGGAAGAUGUUGAUAUCAUCAAGGCGUGGCCUCAAGAUCCCUUGACCGCCAUGGACAGCACACAGAUGAGGGCUUUACAUUCAAUUUUAACCAGGCGUGUUUCGAUUGUCCAAGGACCCCCAGGUACAGGGAAAACAUACGUUAGUGUCCGGGCGUUAAAGCUUUUGCUGCACAAUAUGGACGCAGUGGACCCGCCUAUCAUUGUGGCAUGUCAAACAAAUCACGCUCUAGAUCAACUUCUAAAUCACAUCCUUGAAUUUGAAGACGAAGUCGUGCGUAUGGGAGGUCGCACACAGGACAAAGACAAAAUCAAAGAUCAUACGAUAUUUGAAUUGAGAAAGAAAUCAAAUGUCAAAAUACAGGGCUCCCAACAUGGCCAUGCAACAGCGAAUUUAAAGAGAAUUCGGGACAAGAUGAUGAAGCUUUUCGAAUCUCUCAAACAGGAGGUUCUGACGGUAGAUGACUUAUACGACAAUCGCCUCAUCACUCCAGCUCAAGCCAAAAGCUUCAAUGAGCGUUCGGCAGGUUGGAUAGUACCUGAAGAAACCAAUGAAAAGGGGGGUAUCAUUGGCCAAUGGCUUGGUGAGUACCUUAAAGAAAUUCAGGUUCAGGAAGUUAUCUGCAAUGGAGAUGAGGAAGGCGAUAUCGAAGAGGAGAAAAGGAAGGAACUUGAAGAAGAUUUCCUUCUUUCGGGGCCUAGCGCAAAUGGCGAUAAAAUAGAUGAUAGGCUCAAGGGGGAUUGGUUUGCGAUGGGUCGUCAAUACACCGUCGAAAACCCAGCCGGUGUUACAAUGGCAGAAAUUCAGCAAGCCAGACGUGUACAAAAUGUUUGGGAUCUUGAAGGCUAUAUGAGAGCAGCCCUAUACCAUCACCUCAGGACGGAGUUCAUAAAUAAGAUUUGGAAUGAAGUCAUAAAUCUCAACAAGGAUUACCAGCGCUAUUGUCAAAUGUUGAAGAUAUCAAGGUUGGAAACUGACGCUCACAUAGUUUCUAAGGCUAAACUCAUUGGAAUGACAACAACUGGAUUGGCUAAAUAUAGAAGUAUCAUUGCAGCUAUAGGCCCGAAAAUCGUGUUGAUUGAAGAAGCAGCAGAGGCCUUGGAAGGACCCGUGGUGGUCGCAUGCAUGCCGAGCGUUGAGCACCUGAUCCUAGUGGGAGAUCACAAACAGCUUAGGGGCCAUUGCUCUGAUAUGAACCUCUCCGAUGAUCCCUACUAUUUAGAUAUCUCAAUGUUUGAACGUUUGGUAACGAACGAAGUACCAUACGUGACAUUAAGAACACAGAGACGCAUGAGGCCGGAGAUUCGUGAAAUCCUGAAACCAAUUUAUGAGGAUACACUCGUGGAUGAUAAGAGUGUUCUAGGCCGAGAAUCAGUCCAGGGAAUGGGCGAUGUGAAUGUCUAUUGGUAUACACAUUUCUACGCAGAAAGUGUUGAUGAGGUCCAUUCACGCGUGAACGAGAAUGAGGCCGUAAUGAUAGUUUGUUUCGCAGAAUACCUUGCGUUGAACGAAUUAAGCCCCGAUGAGAUAACUAUCCUCACAUUUUACGCCGGGCAGAGAUCUAUGAUUCUCAAAACGUUGAGGGAAAAUAAAAAUCUUGCCGGGGCGAAUAUCAAGGUCAGAACCGUAGAUAGUUACCAGGGAGAGGAGAAUACAGUAAUUCUUCUGAGCUUGGUGAGGAGUAAUGAUUAUGACCAAAUUGGAUUUUUAGAUGUUGAAAAUCGUGUUUGCGUCGCCCUAUCACGUGCUAAGAGAGGUCUCUACAUAUUUGGAAAUGCUUCAAUAAUCACACAGGCCAGUAAAUUGUGGUGGGAAGUCGGAAAUAUUCUCAAUGCAGCGCCAUCAAGACUUGGAAUUUCCCUUCCCUUGACGUGUCAGAAACAUAAAGUCAGGAUAGCGAUAGAAGAUCCUAAGGACUGGGUCGACAUCAACGGAGGCUGUCGUAAAUGGUGCAAGGAAAUAUUGCCGUGUAAUCACGCCUGCAUCUUGAGAUGCCAUCCGUUUUCGCACGAUAACGUACGGUGUAGUUUCCCAUGUGCAAAGAUUCUUUCAUGUAACCAUCAGUGCGGUAAUAUUUGUUCGAAAGAGUGCAUUUGUACAAAAUGUGGCAAAGAAUCAGAGAAGCCACGGCCACCACCGCCGGGUCGUUCUAGCAAUCUAGUCACUGCUCCUAACCAACGGCCCCCUACUCCUCCUGUUGCCGCUAUUGAAAACCGCACAACAGAAAGGCCUCCUAUACAUACUGCGAGUGUCGAUAGGCCGCAAGCCGCUCCACCUAGGCUUGUCGAUGUUGAUGAUGAAUGGGCGGCUGCGCUACCAACAAAUCGGGCACAAACAGUAAAAACAGAGGAUAAUUUCCCAGAAAUUCCUAGCAGGGCUAUGCCUUUUGCGUAUCCUAAGGAACCGGGCUCCACCCCCGCAGAGCCGUCCUCCGCCCCCACAGAACCGCCCUCCACCCCCGCAGAGCCGACCUCUACCAACCCUCAACACCGUCCGCCACCCUCUCAGAACCGCCCUCGAGAAAACUACCAACAGGAAGGCUACCCACAGGACAGCUACCAGGAUGACUACAUACGGGACGAUUACCAGCGAGAAAAUCCUUCACUGGAUAACCGCCUAGUUGUCCGUCCUCGAAACACCCAUCCUCCAAACUACCCUAACAACUUUCCCCAUGGCCAGGGCAACUAUCAGGACGAUAUCAUUAAUCAUCAUCAAGGCAAUUACGACGACGUUGAUUACAACGGAGGCAACGGGUAUCCCAACCGCGGGGGUCCUGCGGCGGCAACUCGCGGCGCGGCUUAUGGCUCUGGUCGCCGUCAGGUCAGAGAGACAUGGGUAGAGGACGAACGAAAUUCGCAUUUCGUAGAAAGGGAAAGUGGGAUGCAGAGAGGAACAUACGGCCAUUGGGAAAACAGAGAAUACCCAACGCAAGAGCGCAGAGCUCCGGAAGAAUGGCCGUCUCUAAGAGGGCCAAUGAAUUCGCACAGAGGCUUUGAACCAGUACACCCUAGGGGUAAUAAUAAUAAUAAUGUGUGGCACAAGAAUAACCCACAUCACGGGCCAUCUACUAGAGGGGGCGGCGGAUCGAGGGGAGGGCGUGCCUCAUAUACCGCUUAUCGCUAG
Molecule: messenger RNA, 4338 nt
Organism: Morchella importuna
Lineage: Eukaryota; Fungi; Ascomycota; Pezizomycetes; Pezizales; Morchellaceae
Exons: 13
Coding region: 1-4338 (1445 amino acids)
Biological process (GO): regulatory ncRNA-mediated heterochromatin formation
Cellular component (GO): nuclear RNA-directed RNA polymerase complex
Molecular function (GO): helicase activity
Source: RefSeq, a predicted model, not a curated record